AUGGGAAACCAAUUUAGUGGGAGUAGUAUGGUCACACCCAGAGAACAACUCACUCCAAUCAGACUCUCAUCUGAAGAUCUACUCUCAUAUGAUGAAGCAGUUCAAAACGACCCCAGUGUUCGAAAAUUCGACAUCGAUUUACAAACCAGAACAAAUCAUGCUAUUAAUGCUCUAGCAUUGGGAGUUCAGCAACCACUUUCUUUCUCAUUUGAAUUGCUCAAAGAGGUAACUAGUUGUGUUCUUGAAACCGAUCAAAAAGUUGUUGAAGUUAUUCUAGAAGGUAAAAAAGAUAUAUGGAACAACAAGGAGUUAUCUACUCUUAUUGAUGAUUAUUUUAGAACUAGUCUUCAUACUUUGGAUUUCUGUAUUGCUCUUGAAAAAUGCUUAACUAAUGCUAGAGAUAAGCAAACGAUUCUUAAAGCAUCGCUUCAGAGGUUAGCGAAUUCGGCACCGGGAGGUGAUGGGUAUAAGACUGCAAUGGAAGAUUUAGACAGGUAUAAGUCAGUUCAAACUCAUUUUACAAAUGAGAUGUUAGAUUUGUUUGGGACAGUCUACUGUGAACAUCUUCAAAUGUUGCGGAAUUUGCAAAUGCAGAGAAUUCAAUUAGAUAAGAAACUUAAGAAAGUCAAGUCUUGGAGAAAAACAGCUAAUAUUAUCUUUGCAGCUACAUUUGUUACUGUUUUGAUUUGUUCAGUUGUAGCAGCAGCGGUAGCUGCGCCACCAAUUGUUACGGCUAUGGUGGCUGCUGCUGCAGCAGCUGCAGCUUGGGCACCGUCAGAAAGAUGGUUUAAGAAAUUAUGGAGGGGUUAUGAAGAUGCAAUUAGAGAUCAAAAGGAAGUCAUAAGUUCAAUCCAGGCAGGGACUAUAGUGGCCAUUCGGGAUUUGGAUAAUAUUCGGUUCUUGGUUGAGCGAUUAGAAAGGGAAAGUACGAAUUCAUUCAUGGAGAUCAACGGAAAUAUGUUUAUUGAAGAGAAGGUUAAUGGGAGUGUGUUUCUUGAGCACAGGUAUGAGAUUCAGCUGGCUGUCCAAGAAAUAGAGAAUAAGGUACUGAUAUUUAGUAGGAACUUGGAUGAAUUGGGUGAAUAUGUGAGUUCUUGCAGUAGUAGAGUUCACAAAGCAAGAUCAGUUGUGUUGCAGAGAAUUAUGAGACCACCUACAUAA
Molecule: messenger RNA, 1161 nt
Organism: Papaver somniferum (opium poppy)
Lineage: Eukaryota; Viridiplantae; Streptophyta; Magnoliopsida; Ranunculales; Papaveraceae
Product: UPF0496 protein At4g34320-like
Exons: 1
Coding region: 1-1161 (386 amino acids)
Source: RefSeq, a predicted model, not a curated record